AAUAACGGUUUAGUCGUCGUCCGGAUUUAUUUUGAAAGCAAAGACCGGAAGACAACGCUAACAAACACAGUACGGUGUCAGUGGGGGCUGGCUGGUCGCUCCCACCAUGCUCCUCUAAGUUCCGUCAUCAGCGUGUCCUGCAGAACACAGCGCGCUCCUAUAAGCGGCUCCACAGCCACAGGCGGACAGUGAGCGUGUCGGCGCGCAGAGUGAAGGGACAUGAGGACACACUGAGAGCAGAGGAGGAAGCCGCGGACCGUCAGUGCAUUCCUGUGAGAGGGACAACUCGGAACUAACAUCAAACACCAAGACCUGACACAUUAUCACUAAUCCCCUCGUUGAAGAACCGCAGGAAACCAAGCUGCCCGUUGCUUUUGCGCGUUUUGGCACCCAUGGUAAUGUGAGGACGGAUGCUCUUUUUCACCAGUUUGCCUCGAUUCAAAUCAUUAUUGACUUGUUGUAAGCCAAAGAACAGGCCAGGAUUAUAAUUCCCUGUUGGAUUUAAAAGUCAUCGACAUACCUAUCAAGACCAAACUUCCCUGCACGUCUGGAAACUGCGCGCGGAGAUGGCGCAAAGGUACGAUGAGCUGGCUCAUUACGGAGGCGCGAUGGACGGAGUGGGAGUCCCUACCUCCAUGUACGGGGACCCGCACGCCCCCCGGCCCCUGCCCCAGGUCCACCACCUGAACCACGGGCCGCCCCCGCACCCGACGCAGCACUACGGAGCCCACGCGCCGCACAACAUCAUGCCCAGCAGCAUGGGCAGCGCCGUGAAUGACGCGCUGAAGAGGGACAAGGACCAGAUAUACGGACACCCUUUAUUUCCUCUGCUGGCUCUGGUGUUCGAGAAGUGCGAGUUGGCGACCUGCACGCCCAGAGAGCCCGGGGUGGCGGGAGGCGACGUCUGCUCCUCCGACUCGUUCAACGAAGACAUAGCCGUGUUUGCCAAACAGAUCCGCGCAGAGAAGCCUUUAUUUUCCUCCAACCCAGAGCUGGAUAACCUGAUGAUUCAAGCGAUCCAAGUCCUCCGAUUCCAUCUCCUGGAAUUAGAGAAGGUUCAUGAGCUCUGUGAUAACUUCUGCCACCGGUACAUCAGCUGCCUGAAAGGCAAAAUGCCAAUCGACCUGGUGAUAGAGGACCGAGACGUCUGCAAGUCGGACUUCGACGACCUCUCCGGAUCCUCCACCAACCUCGCAGAUCAUAACCCAGCGUCCUGGAGAGACAUGGAUGACGCCCACUCCACACCCUCUGUGGGCACCCCGGGACCGUCCAGUGGGGGACACGUCUCCCAGAGUGGAGACAACACCAGUGAACUCGGAGACGGCCUCGACAACAGUCUGGCAUCACCAGGCACGGGAGACGAGGAUGAUCAGGACAAGAAGAGGCAGAAGAAACGAGGCAUCUUCCCCAAAGUGGCCACAAAUAUAAUGAGAGCAUGGCUCUUCCAGCACCUUACGCACCCAUACCCCUCAGAGGAACAGAAAAAACAACUAGCACAAGACACAGGCCUCACCAUCCUUCAAGUGAACAACUGGUUUAUCAAUGCAAGGAGGCGAAUAGUCCAGCCUAUGAUCGACCAGUCCAACAGAGCAGUCAGUCAGGGUUCAGCUUACAGUCCAGAUGGCCAGCCAAUGGGAGGCUUUGUUCUUGAUGGGCAGCAGCACAUGGGUCUCCGACCUGGAGGGCCAAUGGGUGGUAUGGGUAUGAACAUGGGCAUGGACGGGCAGUGGCACUACAUGUAAAUCCACUCCAUCAGACAAGCCUGAAAAACAGGGUGAAGCCUCCAUGGUUGGCUCAGGGAUGUUCUUCCAUCUGGCCGUGGAGCUCAGUACCGGAGCUGCCUCUGCAGCCGCCACGUCAAACCCACCUGAUCGUACACCCACCUGACCACUCCCACCUCACCUUGCCCGAACCCGCACGGUGCGCGCGUGUGUUGGGUCACCAUGGAAACGCCUAACCUCAGCACCGGAGGCCGCCAAUAAACUUUUUGACUUUAACCCGAACAGAGACUCGGUGUUCAGCUGAGGAGCUGCAGGAGAGCUGCACGGAAACUAAAAGGACUUCACAGUGAAGAGAAGCAGUUCCACACAUCUCCUCCAUUUCGUUUUAAAUUAUUUAUUUAUUUUUCUACAACCACCGGGGAUAUCGACUUUUCUCUUUUUUCUUCCUCUCCUUUUUUUUCUUUUUUCUUUUUUUUUUUAAGUAGACUAAGCUUUAGCCCCAGACCUUUAAAUAGGCACACACAUCCCCUCCAAACGAGACUGUACAGAGAACACACACACACACACACACACACACACACACACACACACACACACACACACACACACACACACACACACACACACUGUUCCUCUCCUUUCUAAGACAAAGCUAAAACCACUGUGGGAUAUCUUUGAAAAAUCUGAGGACUCGGUGAGAGUUUUAAUGUCGUGCUGUAUAGAUCUGUGCUCCUCUUUUCAUUUGGCUGUUUGUCAUGUUUGCGCUUGUGAUCACUAGACGUUAGAGUGAGUUUUACCACUGCAAUCUUGAUGAUUCUUUUUUUCUUUUUUUAAAAUUCCAACUAAAACAAAGAUUUUUUUAAAGAAAAUGUUUGUUUCUCUUCUUCGUGCACUGCAUCUCUUCCUUCAGCUUUUACUCUUCUCGUGUGUGUUUUUGUUUUGUUUUGUUUUUGUUUUGGUUUGGUUUUUUUUGUUUUGUUUUUUUUUGACGAUGUUUUAAAUAAUUUUAUAGCACCAGAACACCGAAAAUAAGUCUGCACUAAAAACCAAAAUAAAGACUUAAGUGAGGAUGCAGCGGAGUGUUUUCCUGUGAAGAGCGCGGUGAGUCGGUUCUGAUUGCUCUCUGUGGGCUCAUGUGAAACAUCCCGAGGAGAGAGGUGGGUGUAGGCGCCGGAGAGAAUUCUGAAGGCAACAGCAUUAGUUGUCGGAGCAGGUCACGUAGUCUGCUGUGGUUCGAUAUGAGACGGGAUUGCAGUUGUCUCGCAUUAUUCGAUUGAUGGUGACAGGGAUGAUGGAUGGCCUGCCUGCGAAAUUCAAGAAAACCUGGGCGAAGUGUGUGGAGC
Molecule: messenger RNA, 3064 nt
Organism: Acanthopagrus latus (yellowfin seabream)
Lineage: Eukaryota; Metazoa; Chordata; Actinopteri; Spariformes; Sparidae
Gene: meis2b
Product: Meis homeobox 2b
Exons: 13
Coding region: 567-1742 (391 amino acids)
Biological process (GO): animal organ morphogenesis; positive regulation of cell population proliferation; eye development
Molecular function (GO): RNA polymerase II cis-regulatory region sequence-specific DNA binding; DNA-binding transcription activator activity, RNA polymerase II-specific
Source: RefSeq, a predicted model, not a curated record